Saitoella complicata NRRL Y-17804 is the source of this 1621-nucleotide messenger RNA. RefSeq lists its product as uncharacterized. Gene Ontology annotation, molecular function: protein binding. NCBI's taxonomy places the organism in Eukaryota, Fungi, Ascomycota, Saitoellomycetes, Saitoellales, Saitoellaceae. Bases 46 to 1509 code for a protein of 487 amino acids. The transcript has a single exon. The record is from RefSeq and is a predicted model, not a curated record.
CGCAAAGGCAAGAAAUCCGAAGCCAUUGACAGAUGGCGUCGCGAAAUGGUUGCGGGUGCCUCCACAAAACGUCCUUGGUACAAUCUUGGUAUUAUGAUGCUCACAAGCAGUGGUGAACUUGAAGGAGUUGAGGUCCUCUUUGCAACAAUGAAACAAGAAGGUAUACAACGAAAUGAGCAUUCAUGGAAACCUUACAUCAUAGCCUUGAACAAAAGCGGCAGAUCCGGCGACGCUUUCGAGGCCUUCCGCGAAUUCGAUAAAGAAGUCUCAGAUGCAACAAGUGCCUCUUAUUAUAGCAUGAUGAACAGCUUCCUUCGUGUCGGUGCAAUACAUCAUGCCCAUGAGGUCUUUGUCGCUAUGCGAGCAAAAGGUCACAAGCCAGAUGAUGCCACUAUCAUGCUACUGCUCAGGCAAACAGACCAGGAUUCGCCGACAUCAAUCGAUCAGAAGACAAAAGUUAUCCAAGAACACAUGGAGAGUACCAGUACGCUGUCCGAGGACCCUGAAUUUUAUCUCACUGCUCUGAAGUUCUUCAUUGGUUUACGACAACCCACCCAAGCAGUGCAGAUCCUGGACAGAAUGCGCGAACGCAAAGUGGCGAUUUCUGCAGCACACAUCAACCUUAUCAUCAAGAUGUAUCUUCAGCAACACGAUCUUCAGAAUGCGUUGGGAUGGUUUCACAGAAUGAAUGCAACUGGUUCGGAUCAACAUGGGUUGGAAUAUCCUUUGCCUGAUAUGGAGUCAUAUGCGCUGUUCAUCGAAGAAGUCUCUCAAAGAAAGUUUCCGAUGCCCCCGGGGUGUGGAUCAAGACUUGAUUUUAUCAUCAAUUGGACGCGGGCGAUGUCGGAGGCGAGGAUCCCUUUUGCCACUCGUGUUGUGAAUGCUGUACUUGCGGCAAUGUUGCGGAAUGAUCAGUUCAAUAAUUUAUGGAAGACUUGGAAGUUCAUGGUUGGCGAACGUGGAGUUGUGCCGGAUAUUGGUACAUAUUCGAUCUUGUGGGUGAGCCAGGUUCAUGUAUCUUGGCAUGGUCGGAAGGCAUGGCCAGAGGAGAUCAUGGCGCCAAGAGAGUUUUUCAGAUUGAUGCUUCACAGUUCAGUAGCCCCAACGGUUCGGACAUACGACUUGAUCCUCAAGACAUUUCUGAGGUUGGGCGACACAGCGGGAGCUAUUGUGGCGCUUGGUGUUAUGUCUGACAGGCAGACGAUCAAUGCUGAUCAGGGAACCGUUGCUGCUGUAGCAUAUGGGAUCGGCCGUAAAUCUGUGGUUGCUCGGGGUAUCUGGUACGAGGAUGGUGUUCGUUCAAUGGUCACGACCCUUGGGCUUCUAGACAAGGAUCAUAACAUCCUGAAGAGGGACGAGGGGGUUGAACUGAGUGCAAAGGAUAUUCAGUUGUUCCUGAUGCGAACAUUCAGCAAAACGCUUGGAAGAUUUGAAGCGGAAGAAAUCGUGCAUCAAGUUGCAAUGGAGAUGGAAGUUGCGGGCAUACGGUUGAACUGGCAAGACGUGUAACGAUAUCGAUUGCGGUGAUAACCUAAACGUAGCUAUAGAAAUGGCGAUUACGGUAGAGUUUCGCCAGGUCUAAAGUAGACCGAGAGCAGAAAUACGUUCAACAAAGCCGCCC